This is a messenger RNA of Harmonia axyridis, 994 nucleotides long. RefSeq lists its product as uncharacterized. The coding region runs from base 134 to 973 and encodes 279 amino acids. Lineage: Eukaryota; Metazoa; Arthropoda; Insecta; Coleoptera; Coccinellidae. The transcript is spliced from 3 exons. The record is from RefSeq and is a predicted model, not a curated record.
UCCUCCUCAGACCCCAGGUAUCAUAUAUGAUACCUCAGGUUUAUAUUUUAUUCUCGGCCUCCAGCUCCAUUUAGCCGCACGUACUCGAUGGUAUCAUAUAUGAUACACUGCUAAAUACGCGCCUAAUUUUUUGAUGCGAUGUUGGUUGCAUACGGCGGCAAGAAAAGUCAGUCGAUUGUUUAUGUUUACAAGUGCACGUGCUACGAUCAUGCCUCUACCACGAAAUAAAAGGCCUUUGACCGCGUUGGAGCUUGAAGAGAUAGCUCUCAACUUGGACUUCGAUCAGUCGGACCUCGAUGAUCUCUCUUCGGACGAUGAUGAGGAUGAGGUUGAUCUAGGUUUGGAAAAUGUGGUUACCGAUCCUGAUGAUAUGGAGAUCGCAGACAACAUGAGUGAUUCAUCGGAUGAGGAGCCUCUUGCCCACUACCUACCAGGUUACCAGAAAAAAUGGUCACGUACUCGUCAAUUUGAACCAAGUGUUGAUUUACUAGACAGGGUGAUUGGAAAAUAUGCAAUGCGUGGGCGUACCAAAAAAUGGACAAUACGUGCAAUCUACCACUUCUUCGAUUUCGCGGUAGCUGCAUCUUGGCUCGAAUAUCGUCAAAAUACCAGUACAGAAGGCUUGAGGAGAAAAGACACUUUGGACUAUCUGGAUUUCAAAUUAUCCGUUGCUCAAUAUUUGAUUUUAACUAAAAAACCUUCUGAACAAUGUGAAGGAAAUUCGGAACAAAGUGAAUGUGAUGAAGAAGAGACACCGCCUCUGAAACAAAGGAAGGUACAACCUGUUCCGGAUAGAAGAGUCAGGACCGUUGGUAACAUCCACCUACCAGUAUUUACGAAGCAAGAACAAAAAACAAGAUCAAAAUGUAGAUUUCCUAAAUGUGGCAAAUUAACGUUUGCCGAAUGUAACUCCUGCAAUAUUUAUCUGUGUUGUACCGUUGAUAAAAAUUGUUUCUCGCUUUUUCACCAGUAAAUUUUUUUUAUAGAUCUGUUG